AUGGCCUCACUUGCUGCUGCAUGUCGUGUGUCGGCGCGGUUGGCCGCCCGCAAGCUGCAGCACGAUGCUGCCGUUAGAGGUUUCCGGUCUUCGGCCGCCGCCCUGGCCGCUCAAAAUUUCAUGAUGCCCGCUCUCUCGCCCACAAUGACCGAGGGCAACAUUGCCUCGUGGCGUGUCAAGGAGGGCGAGCGCUUCUCUGCCGGCGAUGUGCUGCUCGAGAUCGAGACCGACAAGGCUACCAUGGACGUCGAGGCUCAAGAAGAUGGCAUCCUGAUGAAGAUUAUCCAGCCCGACGGCAGCAAGGGUGUACAGGUAGGCACUCGGAUUGCCGUUGUUGCUGAGGAGGGUGAUGAUAUCACCAAGCUUGAAAUCCCCCCGGACGAGGGUCCGCAACAAUUGAAGGCCGCUGCCCCGGCCCCGGCCCCUACCCCGGCACCAGCACCGGCCUCUCCCCAACCUCAGUUCGCAGCUCCCACUCCUUCCCCUCCGAAGGCCUCCACCAAAGUUCCAGCGCGGAAAUACCCCCUUCUUCCUUCUGUACACCAGCUCAUCAAGGAGAACGGCCUGGAUGAGUCUGCCGUCAGUAACAUCACGCCUACCGGCCCUGGCGGUCGCAUCCUGAAGGGCGACGUACUCGCCUACCUGGGCAAAAUCAACCCGAACACACCAGCCCAGAUCUCGGCCCGCUUCGAGAAGGCUUCUCACCUCGAUUUGAGCAACGUCAAGGUCGCCAAGCCUGUCGAGCCAGAAAAGCCCCAAGAAGAGAAGGCCUCAGCGCCGGCCCCUGCCCCACGCGCUCCCGAGCCCCCCGCCAAGGCUGUUGUCUCACUCCCCAUCUCCCUCUCCGCAGUCCUGGAGGCCCAACAGAGAAUCAACAAAAAACUGGGCAUCUUCCUGCCGUUGUCUACCUUCAUCUCCCGCGCCACAGAGCUCGCAAACGAAGAGCUGCCCCUGCCGACCAACUACCAGCCCACAGCCGACGAGCUGUUCGACCAGGUGCUUGGCCUAGACAAGGUGCCUGGAUAUGUCAGCGCUGCUAAGCAGCGGGCGACUCGGGGGAACUACGUGCCGGAUAUCAAGGCCCCUAUCCCCCCGAAGGCGGCUCCUAAGCCGAAGCAGAAGAAGAUCGAUAUUAUCGACAUUCUUGCUGCUGCGCCCAAAGCCAAGUCUGUUAAGCCGGCUGGCCCUAGUUUAGUGCCUGGUGCGGUUACGGAGGGUCUGAACGUGUUCAGCCUGCAAGUGCCUAAGACCGAGGAGAGGAGGGCAAAGGUCUUCCUCGAGAGGGUCAAGCACGUGCUAGAGAAUGAACCAGGGAGGUUGGUGCUUUAA
Thermochaetoides thermophila DSM 1495 is the source of this 1329-nucleotide messenger RNA. Its product is annotated as mitochondrial pyruvate dehydrogenase protein x component-like protein. Gene Ontology annotation, cellular component: pyruvate dehydrogenase complex. Gene Ontology annotation, biological process: pyruvate decarboxylation to acetyl-CoA. Gene Ontology annotation, molecular function: dihydrolipoyllysine-residue acetyltransferase activity. The transcript is spliced from 2 exons. Lineage: Eukaryota; Fungi; Ascomycota; Sordariomycetes; Sordariales; Chaetomiaceae. Bases 1 to 1329 code for a protein of 442 amino acids. The record is from RefSeq and is a predicted model, not a curated record.